AUGUCAAAUGACAUGACAAACUCAGGAGAAUAUUCAUCUAGAAUUCAUCAGAAACAUCAUCCACAGCAGGCCUCUGAUAGGACAUUUUUCAUUGACGCUUCUAAUCAGAGCUUGCCUGCCAUUCCAGCGGCGAUUUUAGAAUUAAGAGAAUUAGAGGAACUGCAUCUGGAAAACAACCAAAUUACAGAAAUCCCCAAGGAUAUUAAGUACCUAAGGAAUGUCAGGAUCCUCUACCUGAACAAGAACAAGUUAAGGGACCUGUGCCCUGAGCUGGGGGAGCUGAGCAGACUGGAGGGCCUGGACCUGAGUGACAACCCGCUCCUGGCCUCAUCCCUUCCAGUGCUCAGCAGCAACCGCAAGCUACGUGAGCUCCGCCUCUACCACACUGACCUGGAGGAGAUCCCCAUCGUGCUCUGUAAACUCCUCCACCACCUCGAGCUGCUUGGAUUGGCUGGAAACCACCUGAAAUCUCUGCCCAAGGAAAUCGCGAACCAGACCAAACUGAGGGAGAUCCACCUGAAGCAAAACCAAUUUGAAGUUUUCCCCCUGGAGCUGUGUCUUCUUGACAACCUGGAGAUCAUCGACCUGGAUGAGAACAAGCUGACUGUCAUCCCAGAAGAGAUUGGGAACCUGAGGAAACUGAGGAAGUUCUACGUGGCUUACAACAGCUUGCCGGUUCUCCCCGAGGCGCUGUGCCAGUGUACCAAGCUGUCGGUGCUGGAUCUAUCCUACAACCGCCUCCACUCCAUCCCGCACACUCUGACGGAGCUCACAGAGAUGACCGAGGUGGGGCUGAGCGGGAACCACCUGGAGAAGGUGCCACGUGUCAUCUGCAAGUGGACCUCGCUGCACCUGCUCUACCUGCGCAACACAGGCCUGCGGGUGCUGCGCCACAACUUGCGGCGCCUGGUCAACCUGCGCUUCCUUGAUCUCAGCCAGAACUGUCUGGAAUGUUGUCCGCUGCAGAUCUGUGCCCUCAGGAACCUGGAAAUCCUGGCGCUGGAUGAUAAUAAAAUAUACCAGUUGCCUUCAGACUUUGGUUCACUUUCAAAACUGAAGAUGCUUGGACUAACUGGAAAUCAGUUCUCUUCAUUUCCAGAAGAAAUUCUUUCUUUAGAGUCUUUAGAGAAAUUAUACAUUGGUCAAGAUCAGGGAGCCAAACUUACCCAUUUGCCAGAAUGCAUUAGGAAGCUACAGAGUCUUAAAGAGCUGUACAUAGAAAACAAUCAUCUUGAGCACCUGCCUGUAUCCUUGGGUUCAAUGCCUAACCUGGAAAUUCUUGAUUGCCGCCAUAAUCUGAUUAAGCAACUUCCAGAUGCCAUUUGCCAAGCACAAGCUUUGAAAGAAUUACGGCUCGAGGACAACUUGAUCACUUCUCUUCCAGAGAAUUUGGAUAGUCUAGUGAAUCUAAAGGUUCUGACACUGAUGAACAAUCCCAUAGAAGAACCCCCAAUGACAGUGUGUACCAAGGGCCCUGAGACUGUAUGGAUCCACCUUAAAAAAAGAAGAAAUAUGAACAUAAUGGCAACAAAGAUUCAGGCAUGGUGGCGUGGAGUAAUGGUACGGAAGGGAUUUGGGAAAUUUGAAGACCUGCUAAAGUUGCAAAAGAAGGGAAAGAGUUCUCCAAAAGAUAAGAAAGGAAAGAAGGAUGUAAAAAGACAACCUGUAAAGAAAAAUAACAAAUAA
Messenger RNA from Phacochoerus africanus (Common warthog), 1686 nucleotides. It is a transcript of the gene LRRIQ4, whose product is annotated as leucine rich repeats and IQ motif containing 4. Lineage: Eukaryota; Metazoa; Chordata; Mammalia; Artiodactyla; Suidae. Bases 1 to 1686 code for a protein of 561 amino acids. The record is from RefSeq and is a predicted model, not a curated record. Gene Ontology annotation, molecular function: protein binding. The transcript has 5 exons.